AUGGCGACUCCAGGAAAACCCAGCAAGAAGGAACUGAGAAAGCAGACUCCAGCCAAGACGUCCUUUACGUCACCCUUCACCUCCAAGUGGAAGCUGCUUCCUCAAGACGACGUUCAGUUCAUCCUGCAGACUGUGAAGGACAAGCUGAGCUCCACGGGCCUCGAGAAGAAGGAGGUGAAGGUGUUUCGGCCGUGGAGGAAAAAGAAUGAGCAGAAACUGUCCACCACGACGGAGCCUGUUCCUCAGCCGAGCCGACAGGAGCCUGAUGCCGCCGGGAACGGCUGGACGGACGUGGUGGCCCGGCGGCAGCUCGCCAUCGGCAUCAACGAGGUCACCAAGGCUCUGGAGAGGAACCAGCUCAGACUGCUGCUGGUGUGUAAAUCCGUCAAACCCAACCACAUGACGAACCACCUGAUUGCUCUGAGCGCCAGCAGAGGCGUGCCGGCCUGCCAGCUGCCUCGGCUGAGCCAGAGCGUGUCGGAGCUGCUGGGCCUGAAGAGCGUCCUCGCCCUGGGCUUCAAACAGAGCGGCUCUACCGACAAGGAGGUGUUCGAGGACACCGUGGAGGCCAUCAGACACAGAGUUCCUUCAGUGAAGGUCAGCUGGCUACAAGGUGAAGCAUCCAGAGACACACCUGAGUGUUCUGGAGCUGCUGAAGCGAGAGGCCAGAAACGUAAACUGGAGAGCGGAUCUGAGGAGCCUCCCUCCUGCUGCACGCUGCAGCCGCUCAAAGUGAAGAAAAUAGUUGCUAAUCCUGCAAAGAAAAGAAAAGUGAAGCCAAAGAAACGGAACGUGGAGUAGACAGAAGCUCUGCUGGAACAUUCCUGGGUUUUCUUUUUAAAACUCUUGUGACACCUCAAGUAAUUUUUCUUUCUCAGAUUGUUUUAUUUUAAGGAUUUUUUAAGGCCCUGAAAGUGGAAAAACGAUCUAAAAUAUAAAAAGUCUGAAGAAAUAAUCAGUUUUGGGGAACAGAAAGGUUUUGUUGAGGCCAAGGAGGAUGAAGCUGGUGAGACGAGAGGCCAGAAAUGUUCACUGGGGAGUGAAUCCGAGGAGUUUCAUUCCUCCGGCAGCCUCUCAGAGUGAAGAGAGGAGUUGCUAAUCCUGCAAAGAAAAGAAAAGUGAAACCACAGAAACUGUCAAAUGAAACAGAAGCUCUGCUGGACUAUUCCUGUGUUUCUGCAUGUUGUAUCUCAGCGGUUUCCAUUUAAACUGAGACUGCUUUUAAUGCCUCGAUUCACUUUUCUUCUCAGAUUUUUUUACUUCAAAGGAUUUUUGAAGUUUGAAGAAGUAGAACAAAAAGGUUUGGGGAAUUAAAAGUUUUUGUUGAGUUCAUUAAACGCAGAGUGCCUUCACUGGAGGUUACCUGGCUGCAAGGUGAAGCGUCCAGAGACACACCUGAAAAUUCUGCUCACAUUCAUCAGGAUGCUCUUGGUGCUGGUCCUUGGGUUCUUCUUGGCCUCCACCAUUCUUCCAGUGCAGGGCUCACGUCUGUCCUCCUGCAGCCCUUUGACAUGUUCCUCAGUGAGGAACUCCUUGGACUUCUUCAUGAAGCUUCAAACUGUGAACACUGGAGCUUGAAAAGACUUGAUAUGACCUUAAACAUCUUGUUUGCAGCAGCAAUGUGCAACUGGAGCUCCUCAAUAAGCUCUUGACUUGUAACUGACUAGAGAACUACUGCAUCAGCGGUUUACAAUUUAUGUUGUAUUAGAACGCUCUAGAACAUGGUAGAAACUAGUAGGAGCAUUUGAAGAGGCAUAGAAAUGACAUUUUCCCAAAUGUUUGCAAUAAUUUCAAAGGAUAUGUAUAAUUUUGGACACUUGAUUGGGAUUUCUCAUUAGAAGAAAUCUAUGUGUCAACAAAACAUUAAAAAAAAAACCUGAAAGUGGAAUUUCUGCUCUAUUUGGAUCAGAUGGGAUUCUGUUGAAGUGCUCUGAUUUCAAUAGCUGUGCUUUUUCUACUAUUUUGAGUCAGAAUGUGUUCGGUACAAUAAAACACCCACGCUGCCAUAAAGACUCAUCACUCGAGUUCCUUUUUAAAGUGAGUUUAUUCAAUCAAAUAUCCAUGCUGGUAUAGCUGACGUGUGUGUUGAAACAGAUUGUUAUUUGCAUGGGGUCAUGUCUAAAUGAUGCUGGUACAAGUUCUUCAGCUUUUUCACAGCUUACAAUGGAGUUGAAUAAAAAUAUUGUUCUUCAGUCAGA
This is a messenger RNA of Stegastes partitus (bicolor damselfish), 2198 nucleotides long. It is a transcript of the gene rpp38, whose product is annotated as ribonuclease P/MRP 38 subunit. The transcript has a single exon. The record is from RefSeq and is a predicted model, not a curated record. Gene Ontology annotation, biological process: tRNA 5'-leader removal. Bases 1 to 801 code for a protein of 266 amino acids. Gene Ontology annotation, cellular component: ribonuclease MRP complex; fibrillar center; nucleolar ribonuclease P complex. Gene Ontology annotation, molecular function: ribonuclease P RNA binding; ribonuclease P activity. Lineage: Eukaryota; Metazoa; Chordata; Actinopteri; Pomacentridae.